Plasmodium gonderi is the source of this 1845-nucleotide messenger RNA. Its product is annotated as palmitoyltransferase. The transcript has 8 exons. Gene Ontology annotation, molecular function: protein binding; palmitoyltransferase activity. The record is from RefSeq and is a predicted model, not a curated record. Bases 1 to 1845 code for a protein of 614 amino acids. NCBI's taxonomy places the organism in Eukaryota, Apicomplexa, Aconoidasida, Haemosporida, Plasmodiidae.
AUGCACAGUGAUAACGAACAUAUAGACAGCGAAAUCCUUGAGAAACAGCAAGAAAUAAUAAAAUGCGCCAAACAUCAAGACUUCAUAAGACUCCAAAUUGUGAUUCAACCGUAUAUUAUGAACAAUGACAUCGAGAUGCUGAACGAGAUAAACAUUUUACAUUGGUCAUGCUAUUGUGGGUUCACUGAAUUGGUAAAAAAAUUGAUUAACCUAAACUGUGACAUAGAAAAGGAAGACUUAGUGAAUAACGAUACGGCUAUUUAUUACGCUAUAAAAAAUAGUAACUAUGAAAUUGUAUUACUACUAAUAAAACAUUUCGGUAUUUCCAUACUCUUUCAUAAAAAUAGAAGAAAAAUGAGCCCAUUCUUAACAGCUAUUAGUGAAUUCAAUGAAGAUAAGAUAUUAGAAACAUUACACAUUUUAGAAUUUUUAUAUUUAAACGGAGUUAGUUUAGAAGAACAAAAUGAACAUGGUCAAACGGCUUUAUUUUUAAGUGUAAAAAAAAAUAAUAUAAGCACAUUACAAUGGUUGCUAAGUAAAAAUGUAAACAUAAACCAUCGAGAUUUUUAUGGAAACACAGUCCUACAUAUAGCUGUUAAAUACUGUGACACAGAUAUUCUAAGAUUAUUAUGUGAUUAUGGCUCUUUAAACUUAGUUUACUGUACAUCUAUUGAAAAUAAAUAUACAAAUGUUUUUCAGUUAUGUUUAAAAAAUAGAUAUUUUUUAGUAUAUAUAUUAUUAAAAAAAUGGCAACUACAAAAUAAAAUGUGUAAAGGAUUAAAGAUAUGUAAAACUAUUUAUGCAUUCUAUUUUUGGUUCUUCGCCAUUUUAAACUUAAUUAUUUACAUUAAUAUUACCAAAUCGUUUUGGGUUCUUAAGAAAUAUCAUACAUUAUCUAUCACAUGGAUAUCCAUUUGGCUAUUUCAACAAUUUUUAUGGUGUAUUCUAUAUUUUAAAAAUCCAGGCUUCUACAAAAAAAAUAAUAUUUUAAGAAACAGACAAGGAAAAAAUAAUUCUACUUUUACAUAUACAUAUGAUGGCUCAUUUAAAAAAAAAGCAGAAUAUCAGUUAAACAACAUCGAAAUGGAAUUAUUUAAAAUUAAUAAAAUGAUCAUUUCUGCUAACAUGGCACUUACAAAAAUUACCAACCCAGAUGAUUUGGAGUGCACAAAGUACGACCAACUUAUUCUUAAUUUGGAAAGCCAAAAGUUAUCUCUCUAUCCUCAGGUCUCUCAGGAACGCAUUAAUUCUCUCGACGUCGAUUACAGAAAUUCUAUAUUAUAUAACCAAAACCCACGGAAUGUGUGUGUUACUUGCAGCAUUAUCAAACCCCCGAGGGUUCACCAUUGUGCGGAAUGCUUACACUGCAUCGUACACCAAGAUCACCACUGCGUAUGGGUUGACAACUGCAUAGGAAUAAAAAAUCAGCGAUCCUUCUACAUGUUCAUAUUUUCCGUCCUCGUCUUAUUACUAUACAAUUAUUAUUACGUUUUUUUAUAUUUAAAUUUGUUUCACAAAACGGUAGAUUAUGCAUUCGCUUUGCUCGUUAUAUUGUGCAACUUCAUUAACAUUACCCUACUCGCAUUCAUAACAUACUUGUUUGCACGAAACACGAGGACCAUAUUAACGAAUAUUACCUUUUAUGAACACUUCAAAAGGCCUAACCACAUAACAGAUAAAUACAAUACCGAAUUGAGGUGCUGGGAUUUUCAAAAUUUAAGCCUCAAAAAAGUUUUAAAAAACGUGUAUUCCUUUUGGUCUCUAAAUUACGACGAACCAUACCUAAGACACGGCAAAAAAUCAACAAAAGAUAAUUACUAUACUCUCAUUACAGACAGGAUAUAA